AUGGCUAGCAGUGUGCCACUGUUGCGAAAUUCGCUACAAAAAGGAAAAUACGUCCCGUUUAAAAUUCCGCAGCAAUGUAAACACAGUGCGGCAAGUGCUAGCAACCAGCUGGAGAAAAUUCGGGAGCGAUUGGAAAAUGGGCCAAAUUUUCAGGACUUUGUACAACAUCCAGAUUAUAACAAAGAGGAUUGGUCCGCAUACGAAGGAAAGCUACGCCGUGAAAAGGGUGAAAAUGAACGGUUGCGUUUACCACCCUGGCUGAAGACAAAAAUUCCGAUGGGUAAAAAUUUUACGCGUAUCAAGGAACAGUUACGUGAGCUGAAGCUUGCCACGGUAUGCGAGGAAGCAAAAUGUCCUAACAUCGGUGAAUGCUGGGGAGGUGGCGAACAUGGCACUCAGACAGCUACCAUAAUGUUGAUGGGUGACACCUGCACUCGAGGAUGCCGCUUCUGCAGCGUAAAAACUGCACGAGCACCACCUCCACUGGAUCCGGCCGAACCAAUGAAUACGGCUACGGCCGUUGCAUCGUGGGGUUUGGAUUACAUUGUGCUUACAUCGGUCGAUCGUGAUGAUCUGCCAGACGGUGGAUCAAAGCACAUUGCCGCCACGAUCAAAGAAAUUAAGAAUCAAAAUCCUCGUAUUUUUGUCGAAUGCCUUGCGCCAGACUUUCGUGGUGACAUCGAGUGUAUCGAAACGGUCACAAUGUCCGGACUAGACGUGUACGCACACAAUAUCGAAACGGUAGAAGCAUUGACACCAUUUGUCCGCGACCGUCGGGCUCGCUAUCGGCAGAGUUUGGAGUGUCUAGCGAGCGUGAAACGAUUCAAUCCGAAUCUCAUGACCAAAUCCUCAAUAAUGCUUGGGUUGGGCGAAACAGACGAACAAGUUGAACAAACGCUCAAAGAUCUUCGUUCGGUCGGUGUCGAUUGUCUAACGCUUGGGCAGUACAUGCAACCUACUAAAAGACAUCUGAAGGUGAUCGAAUACGUGACGCCGGAAAAGUUCAAACACUGGGAGGAACGAGGCAAUGAGCUUGGCUUUCUCUACACGGCCAGCGGCCCACUCGUACGCAGCUCAUACAAGGCGGGUGAAUUCUUCAUCACUAGUAUUCUACGCAACCGAGCUAUAGAAGAGGCAGCGAAAAAAUCGAAGGAAGACUCCGAUACAGCCUCCGCCUCCUGA
Messenger RNA from Anopheles marshallii, 1182 nucleotides. It is a transcript of the gene Las, whose product is annotated as lipoyl synthase, mitochondrial. Gene Ontology annotation, molecular function: 4 iron, 4 sulfur cluster binding; lipoate synthase activity. The transcript is spliced from 5 exons. Bases 1 to 1182 code for a protein of 393 amino acids. NCBI's taxonomy places the organism in Eukaryota, Metazoa, Arthropoda, Insecta, Diptera, Culicidae. Gene Ontology annotation, cellular component: mitochondrion. The record is from RefSeq and is a predicted model, not a curated record. Gene Ontology annotation, biological process: lipoate biosynthetic process.